AUGAAGACAACAGGCUUACUUGUGACUGUUAUGAGCGUAUUGUCUGCUAGAGCUUCGGAAAAGAGUUGCGAUAGUCAUAAAUUAAGUAUAAAAGAACCUCUUGCAAAUGUGAAACACCGUUUAGAAGAAAUAGAACAUAGAGAAAAUGAUCACACGUGUAAAUUCGGUGGUACUCGCAAAAAGAAUGUUGCAUUUCGUGCCAAUCUCGGAACAACAUUACGAAAUUUGAGUCCAAAAGCAGUUGUAGUAGUUGACCAAAUCGUUCUCAACAUUGGAAAGGCUUACAACACUUUAAACGGAUUGUUUACUUGUCCCGAGGAUGGUGUGUAUAGUUUUACUUGGGCUGCAAUGACUUCCCCUAAUAGCAGUUUUGAGAGUGAUUUUGUAGUCAACGGUAAAAUUGUGGCAGGAAAUCUUGCCAGCUCUCACAACGACAACGAGUAUCAACCAACAACUAAGACCGUGGUAGUGCAACUCAAGAAAGGCGAUAAAGCCAAUGUUGCAACGUUGCAAUGGAAAUUCUGCAAAACAAAUACACGAUUUCUGGUUUACAUCUUAUUCUGGUUUUAG
Molecule: messenger RNA, 570 nt
Organism: Mytilus californianus (California mussel)
Lineage: Eukaryota; Metazoa; Mollusca; Bivalvia; Mytilida; Mytilidae
Product: heavy metal-binding protein HIP-like
Exons: 2
Coding region: 1-570 (189 amino acids)
Molecular function (GO): protein binding
Source: RefSeq, a predicted model, not a curated record